This is a messenger RNA of Megalopta genalis, 4219 nucleotides long. RefSeq lists its product as uncharacterized. Gene Ontology annotation, molecular function: DNA-binding transcription factor activity; sequence-specific DNA binding. The record is from RefSeq and is a predicted model, not a curated record. Gene Ontology annotation, biological process: regulation of DNA-templated transcription. NCBI's taxonomy places the organism in Eukaryota, Metazoa, Arthropoda, Insecta, Hymenoptera, Halictidae.
GCAGAAUAACAUCGUCAGCGAUCAGCCAUUGUCGUGAGAUGUGAAGAUUUUUCUCGUGGUUUGUUCGUCGAGGCAGCUUAACAAUUAUUGUAGACUGAGGAAAAACUGUUGACAUUACGAUGCACACGAUCCCGGAAUUAGGUACUACUGUACCGGCGUUCCUUGCCAAGCUCUGGAAGCUGGUUGAAGAUCCCGAAACCGACGACCUUAUUUGUUGGUCACCCAAUGGAAGAAGUUUCUUCAUUAGAAACCAGGCACAAUUUGCCAGAGAAUUAUUGCCACACUAUUACAAACAUAACAACAUGGCUAGCUUUGUUCGUCAAUUAAAUAUGUAUGGCUUCCACAAGAAGGUUUCUGUGGAAUUGGGUGGUCUAAAAUGUGAUAGAGAUGAAAUGGAGUUCGCGCACCAGUUUUUUUGCAAAGGACAUCCAUAUCUUGUAGAACACAUUAAAAGAAAAAUUGCAUCCAGUAAAGGACAAGACCCUUCACUUACACCCAUUAAACCAGAAUUAAUGAAUAAAAUGCUAACAGAAGUCAGAAGUAUGAGAGGCCGUCAAGAACAUUUAGACUCUAGGCUUGGAGCUAUGAAAAGAGAGAAUGAGGCCUUGUGGCGGGAGCUAGCGAUGCUCAGGCAAAAGCAUCUGAAGCAGCAGCAAAUUGUUAAUAAGCUUAUACAUUUUUUAGUCACUUUGGUACAACCAUCGCGGAGCGGCGGUCUCUCUGUUAAAAGAAGGUAUCCAUUGAUGAUAGAUGACUCCAACCGUCAACGUAAACAGAGCAAAUUGUCGAAGGCACAAGCAUCGCCUACAGGGCCCGUAAUUCACGAGCUUGAUGCAUCUGACCCAGAUUUAGACUCAGAAUAUAUAGUUGCAGAGAUGCUAGAAGGAGAUUCAAAUCCAGCGAUUCAAAGUCCAGAACACAAUUCUGCGUCAGUAAUAGACGAAAACAAUAUGGAGACUAUUCACUUAGUCGACGAUUCUGUGCAGUUACAUGAUGACAUACAACUGGUCAAUCCGCAAGAGAUUGAUGCUCGAAAGAAACGUGGAUGUAAGGGUAAAAAAAAGAGGAAAAACAAGGUGCCCGUCAAAAUUUUGAUCCCAUCAACGAAGAAUGGAGAGGAACCGAGGGAAGAAACACAUAUGCUUGAAAUCCCACUUGAAGAAUCACCAGUGCCCAGCGUUGUAUUGGAAAAUAGAUCAGCACCUAAGCCAGUACCUGUUGCAACUGUACGCAGUUCGAAACUCGCAGCUAUGGCGGCUAAUAUGAAUAAAGGAAUCGAAGCAGAAUCUGACCUCGAUUUGGAAACUACUGGGGACAUAGAGGAAGAUGCUCAGGAGAAUGUCUCCAAUUUGAUAAAACUCGAGGACAUCCUGAUAGUACCGGAAAUCAUCGACGAAGAGAACAACAAGAGCGCGGAUAACAACGAGAUCGGAGAGCACGGCGAGAAUAAUGGAAAUUUAAAAAUCAGUGAAAACCAUAACGCAUUUGAUCAGCUCAAUAAUGUGGAUGAAGGCACUAGGCAAGGCAACCAGAGAGGUACACGCGUAAACAAUGCUAAAAAAUCUCUGGAGAAAGAAAAUACCAAUUCUAAUGGAGCAGGCACAAGUAUUCAAUUAUCUUUGAGCUGUAUCAAUGGCGUGGCUGAUGCUGCUUACAGGUUAGGAUCAAUGGAGGAUAUGGAUAAUCAUCUCGAAUCAAUGCAGACAGACUUGGACAAUUUACGUGAUAUCCUACGGGGUGAGGGCUAUAGUAUCGAUGCAAAUACACUUCUUGGUUUAUUUGGAGCAGACGAUCCGAUGUCGUUUAGUAUGCCUGUUAAUCCAGAAUUGAACCCACAUUCUGAGAGAGAAGAUGACGAUCAUGCUAACCUUGUAGACAACGUUAACGGAUCAGUCGGAGGCGAACUGAUGGCAUAUAAUCCAACGCAAAACUUACUAGAUUUUGAUGACGACAUGUUCCUGGAUGCGACAUCACCUCAAACCAGUACGGCGUGCAACGCAUCAACGAACAGUCUUUACGCUUCAAAUUCCCUCGAAUUGGAAGAUAACAAAGCUUCGCUACUCGAUUCUUUAACAAACGAUGUUGACAUUUCAUCAUAAAGUCUUACUCCUAUGCCUUGGAAGACGACUGCUGGAUUUUAAAUUGCUUCGUUGGUAAUGCCUUCAUUUUAAUUAACAGUAAAUAUGAAAAAAGUGAGCCCUGUAACAAGUUUAAUAUGCAAAAAGAAAGAGAGGAAAGGAAAUUUCGAGGCACGCGCAGUGGUCGGGAUAAGAAUUACUUCAGGAAAAAGAAUUUGUUCGGAACGAAAUUAUACGGUGUCAUAUUUGAGAAGAACUAGUGACAUUAAACCUAUUCUUAACACUGUCGUCACAAAAUAAUGAACAACAUGAAAAAAAUGCAUUACAUAUGUAUAUGUAAUUAAAGAGGAAACGAUUUCCUGCUUUUACUGAUUUGUAUAUAAUCACACAAAAUAACUAACGCAUCGAUAAAGAAUCGAUAUAAGAUGUUUGAAAAGAAUUAACAUUUUUUACUUAGAAUGUGUCUAGAACACAAUAUUAGAAAGUAAAUAAGAUACGGUGCGAUGAUGCGUAUACACAUGUAUAUGUGUAUAUCUAUAUAUAAAGGGAGAGAGAGAACAGUGUGUUAAAAUUGACGUGUCACUAUACUUUUCCUAAUUGUUAUUUUGCUGUGGUACAAGGUUUAACUAAGAAAAAGUGAUAACAAGAUAAGAUUUCAGUGUCCUUUGUUUGCAUAUCAUCGUUACUCUUACUUCUAUUGAAAGAUUUAAUUAAUUUUGAUUCAAAUCCCCACGAUGUACUCUCUAAUUACAUUAAAACCUUAUAUAUUUGUUUUCCCAUGAAUUGUGUAAGUACAAUAAAUAACUGGUGCGGCGUACCAUUACAGAAAGCAUUAUAUUUUCUAUUUUCGGUUAACUAUUUUUUAUAGAAGAUAUUUUGCACCGAAUUAACAAAGAUGUAUUAUGUUCAACACUGAAACCUUCACCUUGAAUCUUUAACAUGUACAAAUUGACCAUUUGAGUUUCUAUGUAUCAAAAAAUUCUAGAAUCAGAUUAGUAUAUCGUAUAUAUACUUACCAUUCAUUAUUUUAAUCUAGCGAUAAGUAGUGUUUUUAUAUUCGUUUGCCGAGAGACGUAUUCGUAUUACAUUACAAACUCAUGAAAACCUUGGUACAUAUAUGUAAAGUAAUUCCAUGUAUGUACAGUGAAGUGUUACCCAUACAUUUCUUAAUGUAUUUUACUUCUGUAUCACUUCAAAGUCUAUCUCAGUAUAUUUUGUAGUUUUAUAAAUUUAGUUCACAGUUACAUUACUUAUGUAUGCAUUAACUUCGAUAUUAUUGCUUAAUUAAUAAGUGUUUAAUAGAGAAUGUAAACUUAAUGAUAAUAAUAUAGAUUACAGACGACUUCUUUUUGUUCUAAAUGGCUUGAAAAUGAAAAAAAGAAACGUUGUUGUUGAUCUUCUAUGGAAUGUAUUUUUCACGCUAUCGAAAAUGAAACUAUAUACUUUCAAAUAUUUUAAAUAUUUCUGAUUAGCGACAAGUUUUGCGCAACUUAACGAUGCAUACCUAAUGAAUUAUUUCUUUAAUUAUAGAGCGAUUCCUUUAUUCGUAGAAGAUCAAUGUGUAUAAAACGAUCAACUAAAAUCAAAUGAAUGUGUAACUUGUGCAAAAGUACAGUUGAUACUACACUGCUUGUAGGUAUCAGAUUUUGUGAUACAUUAAACAUUUUGUACAAAAGGAUAGGUUCUAAUGAGUGAUGAACGAACGAUGACUCGUCGGCUAUACUUUAUGGAUUUGUGUGUUUUGCUACUAAUUAUAAAAAGACACUGAUUAAAAUAGGAUUAAAGAAGCCUGUUUUGUGUGCGAGCAUCGGUGAACACUCGAGGGGAACAGAGAAAUAUUGAAAAAACGUUCACCGUCUUUAGUCGCCUAAAAACCCACCGUGGACAAAUCGACGUCUACACUUUCUUUACUGUAUCACAAAUGGAAAUUGACUUUAUUCUUCCCUCUAAUAACAAAUACUGUCACGAUAAAUACAAUAUAUUUAAAGGAAAACGAUCAAUUAAAGAUUAUGACGAUAUAUCUUUGAAUUCGCAAUAUUUAUGGAAAUUACUUUAUUCGACACAAAUAGACUUUUAACUACCAUUAAAAACAAUGUUAAUCUUGUUUGUUUUCAAAUAAAAUUUAGAAAUCGUUUACAUAA